This is a messenger RNA of Cercocebus atys (sooty mangabey), 2495 nucleotides long. RefSeq names its product solute carrier family 18, subfamily B, member 1 (gene SLC18B1). Gene Ontology annotation, biological process: chloride transport; transmembrane transport. Gene Ontology annotation, cellular component: membrane. The record is from RefSeq and is a predicted model, not a curated record. The transcript has 15 exons. Bases 418 to 1581 code for a protein of 387 amino acids. NCBI's taxonomy places the organism in Eukaryota, Metazoa, Chordata, Mammalia, Primates, Cercopithecidae. Gene Ontology annotation, molecular function: voltage-gated chloride channel activity.
GCCUGGAGCCCAGCGGCGGCUUCGGGCCUGUCUCUUUAGCAACGACUGAAUUGCUUUUAGCUUGAUUCUUUUCCGAGAGAUUGGAAAAGGCGGGGGCCUGAUCGUGGGGUUCGGGCCAGCGUUUCUUUUCUCUCUGGACGGGGCAAAGUUCCAGGACUGGAUGUGUGUCACGGUGAUGAUCCUGCAGGAAGUGCAGGAGAGACUCCCCGGUGGCUUUCGAGAGAACAGGUUUUUGUACUGAUAUCGGCAGCUUCGAUGAACUUAGGUUCCAUGAUGUGCUAUUCUAUACUUGGACCCUUUUUCCCCAAGGAGGAGAACGUAGAAUGUCAGGGGAGCAUCUCUCACCUGUGUUGUUGAUGACAGGAAGGAAAACUGUCUUCUCCAAACUGUCAGGCUGAAAAGAAGGGAACCAGCAAUAUGAUUAUCGGUAUGAUCUUUGGAUGUUUUGCUUUGUUCGAGUUGCUGGCAUGCUUGGUAUUUGGAAACUAUCUUGUACAUAUUGGAGCAAAAUUUAUGUUUGUAGCAGGAAUGUUUGUCUCAGGAGGAGUUACAAUUCUCUUUGGUGUAUUGGACCGAGUUCCAGAUGGACCAGUAUUUAUUGCUAUGUGUUUUCUAGUGAGAGUAAUGGAUGCAGUUAGCUUUGCUGCAGCAGUGACUGCAUCUUCUUCUAUCCUGGCAAAGGCUUUUCCAAAUAACGUGGCUACAGUAUUGGGAAGUCUCGAGACGUUUUCUGGACUGGGGCUAAUACUAGGUCCUCCUGUAGGUGGCUUUUUAUAUCAGUCCUUUGGCUAUGAAGUGCCCUUUAUUGUUCUGGGAUGCAUCGUUUUGCUGAUGGUACCACUGAAUAUGUAUAUUUUACCCAAUUAUGAGUCUGAUCCAGGUGAACACUCAUUCUGGAAACUGAUUGCUUUACCCAAAGUUGGCCUUAUAGCCUUCGUCAUCAACUCACUCAGCUCAUGUUUUGGCUUCCUUGAUCCUACUCUGUCUCUCUUUGUUUUGGAGAAGUUUAAUUUACCAGCUGGAUAUGUGGGACUAGUAUUCCUGGGUCUGGCACUGUCCUAUGCCAUCUCUUCACCACUAUUUGGUCUCCUAAGUGAUAAAAUGCCACCUCUAAGGAAAUGGCUUCUGGUGUUUGGCAACUUAAUCACGGCUGGGUGCUACAUACUCUUAGGGCCUGUCCCAGUCUUGCAUAUUAAAAGUCAGCUUUGGCUGCUGGUGCUGAUACUAGUUGUAAAUGGCAUCUCUGCCGGAAUGAGUAUAAUUCCAACUUUCCCGGAAAUUCUCAGUUGUGCACAUGAAAAUGGGUUUGAAGAGGGAUUAAGUACAUUGGGACUUGUAUCAGGUCUUUUCAGUGCAAUGUGGUCAAUCGGUGCUUUUUUAGGACCAACGCUGGGUGGAUUUCUGUAUGAGAAAAUUGGUUUUGAAUGGGCAGCAGCUAUACAAGGUCUAUGGGCUCUGAUAAGUGGAUUAGCCAUGGGCUUGUUUUAUCUACUGGAGUAUUCAAGGAGAAGAAGGUCUAAAUCUCAAAACAUCCUCAGCACGGAGGAGGAACGAACUACUCUCUUGCCUAAUGAAACCUAGUCUGAUGGAUCCUGGAUUGAUACAAAAUUGAGAAAUAAAUGCUUCUGGCCUUAAACAUCACUGUAGGAAGGGUUUCUACAAUUUUACGCACAAAACUCCGUGGACCCCAUGCCAGUGUCUUGGAAGUGUCAACGUGUUUUUGGAUGAUCUUGUAUUGGGUUGUACUUACUGUGAUACUGAAAAGCAGUCCUGCUGAACUAGCUAUAUUUGAAAUAUUAAGUAUGAAAGGGGUAAUUAAAAACAAGCAAAACAAAACAAAACAAAACAAAACUUAGUUUUUAAGUGACCAAACUUGUCCUUGAAGAUGUUGUUAUUAACUUGAGUUAGUUCUCAUUUCCUCUGUUUUUUUUUUAUUCUGAGUACACUAAUUCUGUGAAUGUACUUUUUUAUGAACAGGGAAAUAAAUGAACUAAUUUGAUAUGCUCUAAAUGUAUAAAGGUGCUUCAAAAUAUACAGAAACAUUACUAUGAAAUCAGUUUUUAAAAGAUAUACUUUCUCUUUGUCCUGAGGUUUUUCGGUCCUGUUCAAAAGGAAGAAUUCUUGCCUGCCAUACAGAAACUCUCUAGCACUCCCUGGCUUUAAACGUUUCUAAAAAGUCUGUUUGUGUGAAAAGUACAAGAAUAACAAUACUUACAACUUCCAUUUUUGUAACUUACGUUCACUUAUGAUCUGGAUUUAUAAACAUUACUUGGUAUAACGUUGUUCAUUUCCUUUAAUGUCUCUGUUUUUUGGUUCUGCCAUCUGUUUUGUUUUUGUUUUUAUCCAUAUUCUUGGUAGAUGUAUUUCAUCCCUAGAGCAGGUCAGCCUCCUUCCCCUAAUGCAAAUACUUGUUUUGUUAGGGAAGGGCUUCCUCCAACUUCGUGUGAAAUCCAUGAUGUUGUUAAAGUGAAUAAAUGUCUAUUGUGUAACUCUCA